CCGGGUUAAUUUUCUUCCCAGCGGCUGGCGGGCGCGGAGGGCUGUGCCAUGGCUGCCACGGUGCAAGAAUGCCUGGAGCUCCAGCUGCUGGAGGUGGAAAUGCUCCUUUCCAUGUUUCCCAAGAGAGGAGAAUUCAGCGUGGAUGCGGAUGCCGUGCCCAGCAUCCAGCGCUACCUGAGGAAUGCUGGCGGAGCGCUGCCCCCGCAGCUGGAAUAUCGCAUCGCGCUCGAUGUCGGGGAGGCCAAGGUAAAGGUGGAGUUGCAGGUUCUCCUUCCUCAUAUGUACCCUCAGGUGGCUCCUCAGCUUUUUGCCAGAUCAGAUGCUCUGCACAGACAGCAGCAGCUGCAGCUCAAUACUCGUCUCACGUCUCACAUCAGCUCUCUGGAUCCAGGAGAUCUGUGUGUGUGUGAGGCUGUGCAGUGGGUGAAGGACAACACCCUGCCCUUCUUGGAAAACUGUCAGGCCUCGUCUGAGUGUGCUGCUGAAGCAGCCAGGGCUAAGGAAAUGCUGCAUCGCAUGUGGAUCUACAGCCAUCACAUAUACAGGCAGGAACUGAGGAGGAAGAUUUUUGACUGUGCAAAGAAGUUAAAUCUGACUGGCUUCUGCCUGACUGGCAAACCUGGUGUCAUCUGUGUGGAGGGACUCCAGGAAAACUGUGAAGAGUUCUGGCGUGUUAUUAGGUAUCCCAACUGGAAGCACAUUUCGUGCAAGCAUGUGGAGAAUAUAGAAACGGAGGGAAGCAUUGAUAACCUUCGUCUCUUUCACGGUUUUGAAGACCUGCAGUUUCAGGCACAUGGUGAUUAUGGCCUGAGGAAUGACUAUCACAUGGAUCUUGGCCAGUUUCUAGAAUUCCUGAAACAGCAUCAAAGUGGACACAUUUUUCAGAUUUUAUUUGGUGUUGAAGGCAAACUUUCAGACAAUUGAGAGAAACUGUUUAUAAAGAGUUCUAAUUCUGGAGAGCAAGAGGUGUUGCUAACACUGAAAUAUUUUGCCUUACAGCUACUGUGAAAAAGGAAACUUUUAACAUCUGAGAUGAAUGGUUCAAGUAGUUCACCUCAGCUUUUGUGCUGAAGUGCCACAUAUUUUUGAGACGUGUUCACUGAUUUUCUAAGACUCUAAAACUGGCAUUUAUCUCUGUGAGCCAUGCCUGAUAAAUAUUCCACCGUGUGUUGGGAAUUAUACACUUCUGUCUGCUCAUCUGUACUGUGCUGUGUGAAUUUCUUCCCAUCUUAUCUGAACCCACUCUCUUUCAGUUUAAAACAUUCUCCCUUGUCUUGUCACUACAUGCACUUGUAAAAAAGUCCUUUCUCUUUUUUGUAGGCUCCCUUCAGGUACUAGAAGGUGCUGUAAGGGCUUGCCAAACCCUUCUGUCCUCCAGGCUGAACAAUCCCAAUUCUCUCAGCCAGUUGUCAUAGGAGAGAGAUGCUCCAGCCUUCCGAUCAUUUUUUGUGUCCAUCCUCCUCUGGACUUGCUCCAGCAGGUCUGUGUUCCUUUUACGUUCACGUCCCAGAGCUGGAUGCAAUGAUCUGUUUGGGCUCUCACAAAAGUGGAGUGGAGGGUGAGAAUCACCUCCCUCAGCUGCUGGUCACGCUGCUUUGGAUGCAACCUAGGAUUCAGUUGGCUUCCUUGGCUUCAGGUGCACAUCACUGGCUCAUGUUGAGUUUUGUGUCUCCCAGUACCAAGUCCCUCUCCUCAGGGCUGCUCUCAAUCCAUUCUCCACCCAGUUUGUGUUUGUGCUUGGGACUGCCCUGAGCCACGGGCAGGAUCUUGCACUCAGCCUUGUACACAGACCCACCUCUCCAGGUCCCUCUGGAUACCAUCCCCUUCC
Messenger RNA from Melospiza georgiana, 1828 nucleotides. It is a transcript of the gene RWDD2A, whose product is annotated as RWD domain containing 2A. Lineage: Eukaryota; Metazoa; Chordata; Aves; Passeriformes; Passerellidae. The transcript has 3 exons. The coding region runs from base 49 to 924 and encodes 291 amino acids. Gene Ontology annotation, molecular function: protein binding. The record is from RefSeq and is a predicted model, not a curated record.